This is a messenger RNA of Purpureocillium takamizusanense, 830 nucleotides long. RefSeq names its product peptide chain release factor 1 (gene PRF1). Gene Ontology annotation, biological process: protein folding; microtubule-based process; tubulin complex assembly. The record is from RefSeq and is a predicted model, not a curated record. Gene Ontology annotation, molecular function: tubulin binding. Gene Ontology annotation, cellular component: cytoplasm; prefoldin complex. The transcript has 6 exons. The coding region runs from base 1 to 714 and encodes 237 amino acids. NCBI's taxonomy places the organism in Eukaryota, Fungi, Ascomycota, Sordariomycetes, Hypocreales, Ophiocordycipitaceae.
AUGACCUCGCUCACCGAGGCGGGCAGCCCACUGGGGAAUGUCGACAGCUGCAAAAGCUCCAAGCUGCAUCUCCACAGCGUCCCAAAGAGAGGUACGGCACCGACCAUGGCGACCACAGACAAGGCGCCGGCUCAGAGUGCCAAAGAUGCGACGCCCACAAACCCGCGGGGGAUCCCGUACGCGCCGUUCGUCGACAAUGUCGAAGACUACGUCGCCACACGCCAGGAUGUCGAGCCCACGCUGCGGAGCUUCCAGGAAAUGAUUUCGAAGUACCAGUUCAUGGAGAUGAACCUCCAACGACGGAUGGGGGGACUGAAGGACAAGAUACCCGACAUUCAAAAGACGCUAGACACAGUUCAGUUCUUGAAGUCGAGAAAGGACGAGAUCGAGCCUAUAGAAUCCACCUUUGAGCUCAACGAGACGCUCUACGCCAGAGCGAACAUUCCGCCUACGGACGAGGUUUACAUUUGGCUAGGGGCCAACGUCAUGCUCUCGUAUCCGGUCGACGAAGCUGAAACGUUGCUGACGUCCAAGCUGUCGACGGCCAAAACGAGUUUGUCCAACUGCGAGGAGGACUUGGACUUUCUACGGGAACAGAUUACGACUAUGGAGGUUGCCAUUGCGCGGGUAUACAAUUGGGAAGUCGUCCAGAAGCGAAAGGACAAGGCGAGCGAAGAAGAGGAGAAGACGCAGUCCAAGGAGAGUGAGCAAUGAGUGCGAGCCGAGGUCGUAGAAAGGCUGCCUUGGAUGCACAAAUGAUAUCCUGUCUUGUACGCGGCUACAGCCCACGUCUGCCCGAUAGAGGCGAAUUAAAUGAUGACAAAAACGAC